This is a messenger RNA of Angiostrongylus costaricensis, 417 nucleotides long. NCBI's taxonomy places the organism in Eukaryota, Metazoa, Nematoda, Chromadorea, Rhabditida, Metastrongylidae. The record is from the annotation of a GenBank genome assembly.
AUGGAUGACACUUCUGACAAGAGUGAAACUGUUCGUUCGGGUAUUAAAGAGCUACAUCAAUCUAAAAAAUACCAGAACCAGGUGACACUAGAUUUGUAUCGAAAUCACCCCGAGUCUUCGAUAAAACGAUCUAAUUCGUACGACAAACGUUUUGAUCCUUUCACAAAAAGAUUUUGUCUUUAUCCUUACGACAAGCGUUUCGAUCCCUUCAUGAAACGGUUCAAUCCUUACGACAAGCGUUUUGAUCCCUUCAUGAAACGGUUCAAUCCUUACGACAAGCGUUUUGAUCCCUUCAUGAAACGGUUCAAUCCUUACGACAAGCGUUUCGAACCCUUCAUGAAACGGUUCAAUCCUUACGACAAGCGUUUCGAUCCCUUCAUGAAGCGGUUCAAUCCUCACAACAAGCGUUUUGACUGA